GUGAGAGGUAGCCUAGAAGUGGAAGGACAUGCACAAGAUUCGAAGAGAGUCACAACACUAUCCGAUUCCUGCACGAUUCACAAAGGAUGUCAACUGAAAAUAACCAUAGUUCAACUUGAGGUGCUUUAAACAAAAAUAAUAGUAUACAACAUUUACUCUGUCUCAUCUAUGGAGGACCCUACAGUGAUGGAGGAGUGGGUAGAGGACUUGGCCAUUACCGCAUCAAUUUCAUCUGACAGCGUCACCAGUGAGCCAAGCCUGGCCAACAAGGAUGGGGUGGAGGACCAAUCUGUAACCAUGACAGGCAAGGAUGCGAGCUUAACCAGUGUAGCCAUGGCUUCAUCCACCGAUGCCAUAACAAACACUGAAGUCAACCUAGCUAUGGCAUCAUCCACACACAGUGAAGCUAACUUAGGCAUAGCUUUAUCUACUGACGCCAUUGCAAACAAAGAAGCGAGUGGAACCAUAGCCUUACCCAUGUAUAGCAAGGCAAACACUGAUGCUAAGCCAGCCAUCCCACCCAUAGCAUCAGCAUCUUCAUCACCAGCUGCCACCAUGACAAACAGUGAUGCCAAACUAGCCCUCCCCUCACCAUUUUCAUCACCUGCUGCCAGUGGCCCAGCCCCCGGAGGCCUGCAGCCCGAGGAGGGAGGCCUCUCAGCAGUGAGGUCAUGCGGUAGUGUGGGGGUCACUCUGGAGAACAGCAGUGUCUGGAAGGAGUUCCAUCGCUGUGGAACCGAGAUGAUCCUCACCAAACAGGGCCGGCGCAUGUUCCCCUACUGCCGCUACCGCCUGACAGGUCUGGAACCAACACGCCGUUAUGCUCUGGUCCUGUCAAUCACCCCCGUCGACACAUUCCGCCAUCGCUGGAACCUGGAGUGGGAACCCAGUGGUCUUGGCGAACCACUCACCCAGGCCUCACGCAGAGUCUUCCCCCACCAGGACUCAUCAGCCCUGGGGAAGGUCUGGAUGGCCAGCCUGGUCUCCUUCUAUAAACUCAAACUGACUAACCACUGCCUGGACCAGGAGGGGCAUGUGUUGUUGCACUCCAUGCACCGCUACAGGCCCAGUUUACAUGUGAUCCCCAUCGCAGAGGGAGAUGACCUUGGCUUUGACCCUAAGCUGCUCUACCUCCAGCUCCUCAGUCCGGAUGUCAUGACCUUCACAUUCCCGCAGACAGAAUUCUAUGCUGUGACGUCAUACCAGAACACCAGGAUCACCCAGCUGAAGAUAGACUAUAAUCCCUUUGCUAAGGGCUUCCGGGAAGACAGCGGCAGCCCGCGCCUCGCCAAGCCCAGGCCAGAGCAGUCUCAGGCGGGGAAGGGAGAUACCCGCUCCCCUGGUCUGAGCUCCGCUAGGCCCGAUGGUGGUGAUGGGACUGAGCAGAUUGUGACUGUGAAUGGCGUGGCUGAUCUCAGCUGUUCAAAGCCUUCGGAACCUUCCACUGUAGAACCAAUGGAGUCUGAGGUUCCGUCCUCAAAGAAGGUUCCGCUUGUAGAACCCACCAUGACCUCACCCAUUUUGGUUCCAGAACCUCAAGAGGGCAAGGCUGCCAGCUUAACCCCUAAAACAUCGGAACUACAGAAGAUCUCACCCAAACCUUUCCCCCCUACCCCCUCACCUUCAACCCCCACCGCCUCACCCUUUGCCGUCCCAAAGCCAUGGAAGAAGGGGCGGAAAUCAGGGGGCAAUCGUUGGGGCAAUGUAGGAAAAGUCACUAAGGGGACUAAGGUGGCGAUAGCGGCUGUUGCAGCAACAAGCAGCCCGGUAACUGUCGCUAUGCAGCCUCAACUGGACGACGUGGAGGGUCUACUUUUUGUGUCCUUUACUUCCAAGGAAGCUCUUGGUGUCCAUGUGGAGGACAUGCCACCCAGUAACACGUCACCAGUCAUGCAGGAACACCCAGAGAAAACUGUUGGUCUGAAGUUGAGCUCCCUGGACUCAGGCCUGGCCAUUGAUCUACAGUAUCUGGGGGUGGGUUGCUCGCCUGUGUUCACAGGGCUGGGCAACGCUACCCCCACUGGUGAGUCACACUGA
Molecule: messenger RNA, 2037 nt
Organism: Coregonus clupeaformis (lake whitefish)
Lineage: Eukaryota; Metazoa; Chordata; Actinopteri; Salmoniformes; Salmonidae
Product: T-box transcription factor TBX6-like
Exons: 5
Coding region: 169-2037 (622 amino acids)
Biological process (GO): cell fate specification; regulation of transcription by RNA polymerase II; positive regulation of DNA-templated transcription
Cellular component (GO): nucleus
Molecular function (GO): DNA-binding transcription factor activity, RNA polymerase II-specific; RNA polymerase II cis-regulatory region sequence-specific DNA binding
Source: RefSeq, a predicted model, not a curated record